GCUGCCAUGACUGCUGGACUUAUUAUUUAUCUCCUGGUGGCCGUGUUGUCUUUGGAUUUCGCUGACUCCCUGAAAUGCUAUUAUUGCCAUGAACAAAUAGAAAGCCGAAACUGCUGGGGUGAAAUGGAGUGUCCGCCCGAUGUAAAAAUGUGCAAAACAACUGUGUACAGUCCAAACAUUGGUUAUCCUUUUAACGGGGAAGAAGUAGUGACAAGAUCUUGUGCCAAGUCCUGCGUUGAGACAAGUCAAGAUUUCAUUGGAAAUGAUCGUCCAGUGUUUUGCUGCACAAGUGACUUCUGCAACAAUAGAGGAUUGUUUUGGACUUCGGACCACAACGCAAACUCAACAGGCAUCGCCCCCCAGAGCUAUGAUGUAAUGACUAUAUCAGUGGGUUUAAUGUGGGUCCUGUACUGGACUUAGUAUUAUUAGAUACUGUAAAAAAAUCCAAUAUUUUCAUAAAAGCAUCAUCUGAAUAUGACUGAAGUCCAUGAGGUUUUGGAAACUUUUGGAGAAAAAUAUUGCAUUGUCCCGAGCUCUUCAGCUCUCUAUAUUGCGGUAGCAAACCUGGCCUCUUCACUAAACUUUAUUAUGCUAGAAUUUAGUCAGAUUACAUUAGAGGCAAAUUUCUAUGUGAUCCGAAUACUGUUCCCCUGAAACAUUCAUCCUGGGCCUUUUUCUCACUGCUAUUUCGCUCACUGUAUUUCAUAGACGAAGCAGCAUUGUGAGUAAAGAGGAAUGGAGGCUAGCGUAGCUUUCGGACGUUAAGACGUUAGACUCCAUCACUGAAAUCUGACUCUGCCCAAUCUACGUUAACUCUACCUCCUGCCCCAAUCACCUAGAGAUUGAUGUCUGAUGAGAAAGGGCAAGAUGUGGUGGUGGAGGAAAGCUCCGUAUAAAAUAAAGGCAGCCAGUGAUAUAAUGGGUAAUUACAUGCACAAAUCAAAUGGGAAUAGGAUUUUAGAAAUGUAGUUAGCCUUCAUUGGUGGCGUGGUUCAGGGUUACAGUGCCCCAUGACAUUUAUUCUUUGCCCAAAAUAGUUAGAUUACGGGGUCUCCCUCUUUAGUAAAAUGGAACAGGAUUACCCCUUUACUCACCAGCACCACAACAGACUCUUCUCUGCAGGCUGACCCAUCUCUGCUAAUGUCAUCAGGUUUCUUAUUGGAUUUUGUCCAAUGAAAUGCUUCUCAUAAAGCAUUGUGGACUUAAAGCACAUGCACAGCAAUCGCUGCGAUGCCCCAAUUUAGAUGUUCUCCUCUGUUGCACUGAGAAUGGAUGUAACAUGAAUUCUGUACAUGCUAGGGUCUGUAAGAACGUGGAAAACAGAAAUGGGUUAAGAAUGUUAGAAUGUUAAACCUUGGUGGUACACCUUCCCUGAUGGAGCAAGGACGGAGAAUAUAAAUGCAGAUCUUUUCCAAAACUCUCUGUAUCACAUUGCUACAUCACUGAGUUAUACAUCCAGUCAUUUCUGCACAAUAUUAUACUAUAUAGAUAACUGUAAUCUUCUCUGUUUUUACUGUGGCUGUAUACUUAUUUUUGUAUCUUGUUAAUACAUACAUACAAAGUAA
Messenger RNA from Pelobates fuscus (common spadefoot toad), 1565 nucleotides. Its product is annotated as secreted Ly-6/uPAR-related protein 1-like. Gene Ontology annotation, cellular component: plasma membrane. Bases 7 to 420 code for a protein of 137 amino acids. Lineage: Eukaryota; Metazoa; Chordata; Amphibia; Anura; Pelobatidae. The record is from RefSeq and is a predicted model, not a curated record. The transcript is spliced from 3 exons.